This is a messenger RNA of Aureobasidium subglaciale EXF-2481, 1685 nucleotides long. RefSeq lists its product as uncharacterized. Gene Ontology annotation, biological process: transmembrane transport. The transcript is spliced from 3 exons. Gene Ontology annotation, molecular function: transmembrane transporter activity. Lineage: Eukaryota; Fungi; Ascomycota; Dothideomycetes; Dothideales; Saccotheciaceae. The record is from RefSeq and is a predicted model, not a curated record. The coding region runs from base 209 to 1660 and encodes 483 amino acids.
GUCUAAAAGCGUAAGGCCGGACUCGGAACGCUUAGUGCCGUACACACUCACGUAACAGAGUGGUUCUUGGGAUCUUAAGGGAUCAUAUGCCGAUGUCGCGGAGUUGAUUACUUUGAACAUGUUCCACCCCUUUUUCUUGAGGAAUUAGGUCUGCCACUCGACUGGAGCCACGAACGAAUCAAUAUUGGACAGUCCAGAUACCAUUGUCAUGGAGCUCGAAGCACAUGACAAUUCCGCUCACUCUUGUGAAGCCAGAAAAAUCGUUCUCCUGGACAAAGACCGUCUACAUCCUCAUCGGUUCUCGAAGACCAGAAAGCUCUAUGUCGCCCUGACCGUUGGGCUGCUCAUGUUCAACAGCACUCUCUCCUCUAGUCUGCCAGGUGGCUCGUCAUUCUACAUCGCGGCACACUUCGAAAUCACCGAGCCACUGCAGCAAAUCUUGAUUUCAACAACCUACCUUGCGGGUUAUAUCAUCGGACCCUUGAUAUUCGCGCCAAUGAGUGAACACUUCGGACGCAAGCAGUUAUUGUUGUCGACAAGCGGACUCUUCUUCGUGAUGUCUUUGGCCUGCAUCUUUAGUCCAAGCUACACGGCUCUCCUGGUCUUCAGGUUCUUCGCGGGCAUGGGCGGCUCUGCACCAAUUUCCGUCAUUGGCGGUGUCUACGCAGACAUAUAUCCGGACCCUGGCUCCCGAGGGACGGCCACAGCUGCUUAUACUAUGGGUACCACAAUGGGCACCGUCUUAGGUCCGACCAUAUUUGGGUAUGUGGCGUACGACAACUGGCGUAUAUCUUUCGUCCUGGUCGCGGCCCUUGCCGCAAUUGCCUUCGUGGGGAUGUUGUUCGUACCCGAAACCUAUGUGCCAGUCCUCGAACAAAUCCAAGCCCAUAGAGCGCGAUGUAGUACGUCGUGCCGAGUUCUUGUAUCGAAUAAAGAUCUGGACGAGAGAAGUCUCAGCAUCAUUCUUUUGACCUCGACCAAGAGACCAGUCGAGUUGUUUGCCACAGAGGCGAUUGUGUUUUUCUCGUCCUUAUACUGCGCACUUGUUUUCGCCAUUCUUUUUGUUUUCUUUGCAGCAUACCCUUACAUAUUCCGUACGGUUUAUGGCAUGGACCACAAGACGUCAGGCUUAGCCUUCAUACCCAUUGGCGUAGGCACAAUCGUAACAAUGCCGUUAUGCAUGGCGUACGAUCGAUUUCGAGAGAAGCAGAUGCAAAAGGGAAAGAGAUGGGCCACCAAGGAGGAAUAUCGCAGACUCCCACUAGCUUGCGUGGGUGGAGCGCUGCUUGUAGCAUCACUCUUUUGGCUCGGCUGGACUUCGAAGUCGUCAUUUCACUGGAUCGUACCAAUGAUGUCUGGUUUACCCUUCGGCAUUGCUUUCAACCUAGUCCUCAUAGCCCUCUUCAACUAUUUGACGGACUCGUACGGUAUAUACUCGGCUAGUGCUCUAGCCGCAGCUAGCUGCGCAAGGAGUAUCUUAGGAGCAGUACUACCUCUAGCUCAAGAUGUUAUGUACGCCAACCUGGGUAUUGGCUGGGCUACGAGCAUCCUCGCUUUCGCAGCCGUGGCGCUGAUUCCUGUUCCGUUUUUCUUCAUAGCAUUUGGUCCUCAGAUUAGACAGCGAAGUCCAUUCUGCCAAGCUGCGCAGCAGUGUAAGUGAAUUCGGUCUCAGAAACAACAUUGUA